Molecule: messenger RNA, 1011 nt
Organism: Solanum stenotomum
Lineage: Eukaryota; Viridiplantae; Streptophyta; Magnoliopsida; Solanales; Solanaceae
Product: ubiquitin-conjugating enzyme E2 10-like
Exons: 4
Coding region: 254-700 (148 amino acids)
Biological process (GO): protein polyubiquitination
Cellular component (GO): nucleus
Molecular function (GO): ubiquitin conjugating enzyme activity
Source: RefSeq, a predicted model, not a curated record
GGCUAAAAAUCUUCUAUCCUUCUUUUUUAAAGUUGUAGAGUACAUUGUUUUUUGCUACAGAAUCUAAUACCACAAUGUCAAUAUGUGUGACCACUUAACAAAGUUCUUUUUCUUCUCUUAGCUUCUUUAUAUAUAUCCUUCCAUUUCACCACUUAUGAGGAUAUCUACAACUCAUAAAACCAACAUCUUCAUCAAGUUGAUCUUUUCUCUCAACUUUUAAAAUCUUAUCAUUAUCAUUCUUCUUUAACUAUUAAUGGCAUCCAGGAGGAUUCUUAAGGAGCUAAAAGACUUGCAAAGAGACCCUCCCACUUCAUGCAGUGCAGGUCCAGUAGCUCAGGAUAUGUUUCAUUGGCAAGCAACUAUUAUUGGUCCAAAUGACAGCCCUUAUGCUGGUGGUGUUUUCCAAGUCACCAUCCAUUUUCCUCCUGAUUACCCUUUCAAACCUCCAAAGGUGGCUUUCAGGACCAGAGUUUUCCAUCCAAAUAUAAACAAUAAUGGAAAUAUUUGUUUGGACAUUCUUAAGGAUCAAUGGAGUCCUGCACUCACCAUAUCCAAGGUUUUGCUGUCCAUAUGCUCACUGCUAACAGAUCCAAAUCCAGAUGAUCCACUGGUUCCAGAAAUUGCUCAUAUGUGCAAGACUGAUAAAACCAAGUAUGAAUCAAUGGCUCGUAGUUGGACUCAAAAGUAUGCCAUGAACUGAGUCUCAAGAAUUUGUGACAACCACUGAUUUAUUGCUCACAAGUCACAAGCAAUAUAUAUAUAAUAUGUUCAGGACUGUUGCUCUAUGAAAAUGAGAAUUCAGUGACAGUUGGAUGUAUUUAUAUCUCGGGAUUUGUUUUAAAUAAAAAGGGUGAUUUUAUUUUUUCUGUUAUUCAAAUUCAACUAGAGAAUUGUACUCAAGUUAAUGAUGCAUGUAAUCCUUUCCUUCAAGUCAUAUGUACAUGAUUGAGUUUGGAAGUAAGAUUCUCUCACAAGAACUCCUUAUUAAAUUAAAGUUUAAACGUUGUUAAA